This is a messenger RNA of Hordeum vulgare subsp. vulgare (domesticated barley), 2895 nucleotides long. Its product is annotated as leucine-rich repeat receptor protein kinase HPCA1-like. Bases 1 to 2865 code for a protein of 954 amino acids. The record is from RefSeq and is a predicted model, not a curated record. Gene Ontology annotation, biological process: protein phosphorylation. The transcript has 19 exons. Lineage: Eukaryota; Viridiplantae; Streptophyta; Magnoliopsida; Poales; Poaceae. Gene Ontology annotation, molecular function: protein binding; protein kinase activity; ATP binding.
AUGCAGUGGGUGCUGUUCCUGUUCUUGCUCUUGCUGUGCCUUCAGUCAGGCUCCAGCCAGACGAACCCCCAAGAUGUUGCCGCACUUCAAGCACUGAUGAAGAAUUGGCGGAAUCAACCGCAAAGCUGGACAGGAUCCGAUCCGUGCAAACCCUGGGAUGGAAUUUCCUGUUCCAACGGGAGAGUGACAGAACUGAGAUUAUCAAGCAUGAAUGUUGCAGGUACAUUAAGCAAUGCCAUAGAACAACUCUCCGCUUUGACGUAUCUGGAUCUGUCUAACAAUCCAAGUCUUGGAGGUCCACUUACCCCAAAUAUUGGAAAUCUGAAGCAGCUCACCAUUCUGAAUUUGCUUGGAUGCAGCUUCACAGGUAACAUCCCACAAGAGAUAGGCAACUUAAGACAGCUCACAUUCCUGUCCCUAAGCUUAAAUCAAUUCACUGGAAGAAUACCCCCGGAACUCGGCCUUCUCACAAAUCUCUUUUGGUUGGACUUGUCAGCAAAUCAAUUGUCAGGACAAAUCCCAGUUUCGAGAGGUUCAGACCCGGGGCUGGAUAAACUUGUCAACACAAAGCAUUUUCAUUUUAGCGAGAACCAGUUGACAGGCCCAAUGGACAGAAGACUUUUCCAUGCCAAUAUGACACUCAUACAUGUGCUAUUUGGCAACAAUAGCCUUACUGGACCAAUCCCCCCAUCUCUUGGGCUUGUCAAAACACUUCAAAUUAUCCGACUAGACCAUAAUGACUUCAAUGGUGUGAUACCUGAUAGUAUCGGUAACUUGACUAGCCUGAUGGAACUGAGCUUAGCAAGUAACCAACUGAACGGGGCAGUGCCAGACCUCACUAAUGCAACUAAUCUCACUUAUGUGGACCUGAGCAACAAUAAUUUUGCAAGCUCAGGAGCACCAAGAUGGUUUUCGACGUCGAUGGCCCUGAACACCUUGUUUAUGGAUAAUACUGAUCUUACUGGGACAAUACCCAACGCUCUUUUCAGCCUCCCACAGAUGCAGAGAAUAUCACUAGCUGGGAAUGCCCUUGGAAUCUCACUGACUAUGACUGGUAUCAGCUCAAAACUACGGGUUGUUAAUUUGGCAAAUAAUCAAAUCAUCGAUAUUACAGUUGACCCAAGCUACACUGGCAGCCUAAUACUAACAGGGAAUCCUGCAUGCUCAGCCAAUAUCAGUUUCUGCACACUCAAGGAAAAGCGGCAAGUGCCAUACUCUACUAACCUGGGCCCCUGCGGUGCUAUUUCCUGCCCCACUGGUCAGUUACCAAAUCCAGAGACUUCACAAGACUGUGCUUGCACUACCCCCUUCGAGGGUACGAUGUUCUUCCAAGCGCCUGCCUUCUCUGACAUGACAAGCCCCGAGUUAUUCCAACAAUUGGAAUCGACGCUUGCACAGAACCUUACCCUAGCUCCAAGAUCAGUUGCACUUUCCGAUGUUGACUUCAGCCCAGGAGCUCCUCUAAUAUUCAGGUUGAAGUUUUUUCCGGUCAGUGAAACUGGCUUCAGUCGCUCAGAAGUUAUAAGAAUAAGUUCGGCUUUGGCCAACCAAAUUUAUAAAGCUCCAACUCAAUUUGGACCAUAUUACUUCCAAGCAAGCCCAUACUUCGCAAUCCCAAGCAGUAAAAGAUCCUCAAUGCACAAAGGUGCAAUAAUCGGAAUAGCAAUUGCCGGCUUUGUCCUCAUUGUCGGCCUUGUUCUGGUAGCAAUAUAUGCUCUACGGCAGAAGAAAAUAGCCAAGGAGGCAGUAGAGCGAACUGCUAAUCCGUUUGCAUCAUGGGGAGCAGGUGGUAAAGAUAAUGGAGAGGUACCACAACUGAAAGGAGCGAGAUAUUUUGUAUUUGAGGAACUGAAGAAAUGCACCAAUAAUUUCUCAGAAACUCAUGAGAUAGGAUCUGGAGGAUAUGGCAAGGUUUACAAAGGAAAGAUUGCGAAUGGGCAAAUAGCUGCAAUAAAACGCGCACAGCAAGGAUCCAUGCAAGGUGCAGCUGAGUUCAAGAAUGAGAUUGAACUCCUGUCCAGAGUGCAUCACAAGAACCUAGUGAGCUUAGUAGGUUUCUGCUAUGAACAAGGAGAGCAGAUGUUGGUUUAUGAGUAUAUUCCAAAUGGGACACUCAGGGACAAUUUGAUGGGUAAAGGAGGGAUACAGUUGGAUUGGAUGCAACGACUUAAGAUCGCAAUUGGGUCUGCUAAAGGCCUGGCAUACCUUCAUGAACUUGCUAAUCCACCAAUUAUUCACAGAGAUAUAAAAUCAACCAAUAUACUUUUGGACGAAAGUCUAACUGCAAAGGUAGCUGAUUUUGGUCUUUCGAAGCUAGUGUCUGACACGCAAAAGGGGCAUGUUUCUACCCAAGUGAAGGGAACAUUGGGUUAUUUGGAUCCUGAGUACUACAUGACUCAACAGCUCUCUGAGAAGAGUGAUGUCUAUAGCUUCGGAGUUGUCAUGCUAGAGCUAUUAACAUCCAGGCAGCCCAUAGAGAAGGGUAAGUAUAUUGUGCGUGAGAUAAGGACCGCAAUAGACCAGUAUGAUCAAGAGUACUAUGGCUUGAAGAGCCUAAUUGAUCCAGUAAUCAGGGAUUCGGCUAAAUUAGUUGGCUUCAGGAGAUUUGUGCAAUUGGCUAUGGAAUGUGUAGAAGAAUCUGCUGCUGACCGCCCGACAAUGAAUGAUGUGGUCAAGGAACUUGAGACCAUUUUACAGAAUGAAGGGGGGCCGUUGUUAAAUUCAGCAUCUUUGUCAACUGAACAUUUUGGAGAUGCAACAGGUAGAGGCCAAGAGGAACACUCUCCUAUGAAAGAUGACAGCAGCAGCAGCAGUGCUUUCGAUUACAACAGUGUAUAUUCGUACUCAGCUGUUGAACCAAAGUAGGAACUAUGUAUUGGUUAUUGCUUAUCUCUA